AUGGAUCAAUCUAUGGGUCAAACUAUUUACCCUCAACAACAAAAUCAUAACGGUCAGCCACAAAGACCCCGAAAUUUUGGUACAAGACCAAAUGCUCAAAACGCUGAGAAUUUAUUCGCUAGUAAUUUAUUAAACAUUCAACAAUAUAAUAAUCUUGUUGGAGGCACGGAUCCAUUUUUAAGCACACAAAGAAUGCACGGUGCACAAAUUUCACCACAAA
Molecule: messenger RNA, 220 nt
Organism: Racocetra fulgida
Lineage: Eukaryota; Fungi; Glomeromycota; Glomeromycetes; Diversisporales; Gigasporaceae
Source: the annotation of a GenBank genome assembly